AUGGAAAAGCUUUUACAAUGGUCUAUUGCCCAACAAUCUGGGGAUAAGGAAGCAAUCGAGAAGAUUGGAGCACCUGACCCUGAAGUACUCAGACAAGUCUUCGGUGGGGGACCCGAUGAACCUACUUUGAUGAAGCAGGCUAUUCAAGUUGUAGAGAACCCUGAAGCCACCGUUGAAAAUAAGGAAAUUGCAUUUGAGAACUUCGAAAUGCUUAUUGAAAAUCUUGAUAACGCCAACAACAUUGAAAAUAUUAAGCUCUGGCCCUCUAUAAUAAAUCAAUUGGAUGCUGAAAUAGCGUCAUCUCAUGACUUGAGAGUGCUAGCUGCCUCGAUUAUCGGAAUAGCGGUUCAGAACAAUCCAACCUCACAAGAAGCUUUCUUAAAUUACCCUCAAGGUUUACAGAAAUUGAUCGAAAUAACAUCUCCAGGCUCUGAGGAACCUAAGGACUUGUACCUGAAGUCCUUGUUUGCUAUCUCUUCGCUUAUCAGGAACAAUGUGAGAGCCUAUGAGGAGUUCAACAAGCUAAACGGUUGGGAAAUUGUGAAAUCUGUGGCAGAAACGAAGGAUUCUAAAGUUAAACUUAGACUCUUGUCUUUGCUCUCAUCUAUAAUCUCUACUUCCGAUGAAAAGGAAGGACUCAGUGAAGAAAGACAGGCCAAUUUGCACAAGUACGGUAUUGUAGAUCAAUUAGUUACCAUACUAAACAAUGAUACACAUGCUGGCUGUAUCGAUAAAGUAUUGAAUAUCAUUUCGACCUUAUACUUGUAUAAGUUCAAGUUUGCUACCGAAGAGAUUGAAAAAUUGACUUCAGGAUUCAAGAACAUCGAGUCUUUGAAGCCCGAAUUAAGUGAUGAAGAGUACGCAAAUGCAAAGAAGGUUAUCCAAUAA
Molecule: messenger RNA, 888 nt
Organism: Dujonia railenensis
Lineage: Eukaryota; Fungi; Ascomycota; Pichiomycetes; Serinales; Debaryomycetaceae
Source: the annotation of a GenBank genome assembly